Seminavis robusta is the source of this 585-nucleotide messenger RNA. NCBI's taxonomy places the organism in Eukaryota, Bacillariophyta, Bacillariophyceae, Naviculales, Naviculaceae. The record is from the annotation of a GenBank genome assembly.
AUGCCCACGAACAUUUCUAAGAACAGCCAGGAGAAGCGCGAGAAGCGAUGGCGUUCCAAGUGUCCCAUUCCGGUAAAGGAACGCAUCCGUCGGGCCAACAAGGAGGACAUGAAGAUUUUAAAGCAAGGAUCCGUCAAGAAGCUUCAGUGUAAGUUUCGGGUUGCUGGAUCGACUGGAAACGUAUACACGACUACCAUUGGAAAGGUUCCCUCGUGCACAUGCCCCGACUACCAAAAGAAACAAGAUGCUUGCAAGCAUACCCUUUUCGUCUUGUUGAAGAUUGUGGGGUUGGACGCCGUCGACGACGAGCUUCUAUAUCAAAAGGCAUUUGUCUCGGCAGAACUGGAGGAGUUGUUCGAACGAAUGGAAGAAAACAAAGAGUCUGCUUCUCGCUAUUUUCAGCAGAAUGACGACACGGACGUGGAUGGGCUCAUUCGCGACUUGGCUGUGACCAACAUUGAAGAGGAUGGUCGCGGUCCAUUUCGGUACGAUAACGUGCGAAGUCUGACGGGGCAACCAUCGGAACGUGAUCGGUCUACUUACCGUCCCUUUCAUUGGGAGACUUCCAAUAAGCGUUAUUACUGA